UCGUGAAUGUUAUAACCAAUAAUUCUUUAGAGUUGUGUUUUGUUGACGCUUGAAGCACCAUUCAGAAGGAGACCCUAGCAUCCAAACGCGACUUUCUGGGAGAUCAUGAUGACCCUUUUUUUUUCUUAUAACGGAUGGGUCCAGGGUGCAAAAGUUGUUGUCACAGUGGGGAUAAAUUGAAAAUACGAAGGCAGAAAUGGGAUAAAAGCAAAUUCAACAGAGUGGAUGACAUAUAUCUAUGUGUAUACAUCAAAAACGAAAAACCACACCGAAUAAGGACGUUUACCAUAUAAUCCAAUAAGCGUAAGUCAUGUUGUAACGCAGACGAAGAGCAGCAAAAGGCAAGCCGCCGGAGGAGGGAAGCUGAAGGGCUGAAAGCCAUACGAUUCAUUGGCACCACUGCGAGAAAAACAUCCACAGGGUAUGGUAUGAUCCAUGACGGGUGAUCUGGGGGAGAGCGAGUAUCACUGAACCUCCCCACAACCACAACCAUCAGUCCCCGUCUCUUCAACAUCCAGUCAACCAUGGUGGACGACUCCGCCUCCAUCUCCCACCCGCCGCCCUCUUCCAAUCUUCGCCGUAGAAACUCCAUCGGCACAGCUGCUAUCCCCACAAAGCUCACCCUCCCAUCAAAGGCCCACUACAGCUCCAGCUUUCCACGCCCAAACGGCGUCCGCGUUUCAUCCUCAACGUCGUCAUCGUCCCCCCAAUCCUCCUUCCCCAAUGUCGAUUUCGAGCUCAUCUCCCUCAAAUCCCUCGCCUACACUUCCCUCAAGGACCUCCUGCCCUCAACCUCCGCCGCCCAGUCUCCGACGGCUGCCGGCACCGGUUCCGGCUCCUGCUAUGAGAUCUCCAUUCGCAACCGUCUCGUCAAGCAAGCCGCCUGGGCCUAUCUUCAACCUAUGUCUGCUUCUCCGGGAUCAUCCGGCAGCCGGCUCUUUGACCGCAUGUUGCUCGGAUUCUCCAUGGAGUGCUUAAGGAAUCGGGUCAGUACUUGUCUUGGAUUCAUCAACCGCCACAUUUUUUCCGCUAUAAUCCGUGCUUUUGAUCGGAUUCUACGAAUGAUUGGGGUCCGAUGACCCAAAUUGGGCAAAAGGGUUGGGGUCCUUUACUGAUCGUAGCGGCUAAGGCUGAGCCUUUUUGUUUCAUUCAUAGAAUUGAUUCCGUUACAAAGUGUAUUUUGAUUUGCACACGGUUUUUUCAGUGUGACUUUCGAAUUGCAAAAGAAAAAAAAAAGCAAGGACAAAUUUACAUCUAUAAAAGGAGAUUGAUAUGUAUAAAAGGAGAUUGAUAUGUAAUGAAUUUGGAAUUUGGACUAAAAGAAAAGGGAGCAAUUGUUGUUUUCUUUUGCAAA
Messenger RNA from Vitis riparia (riverbank grape), 1354 nucleotides. RefSeq lists its product as uncharacterized. Bases 525 to 1079 code for a protein of 184 amino acids. The transcript has a single exon. NCBI's taxonomy places the organism in Eukaryota, Viridiplantae, Streptophyta, Magnoliopsida, Vitales, Vitaceae. The record is from RefSeq and is a predicted model, not a curated record.